UUGGAAAGUCAAAGGUGAAGGAAGAAAGAAAUAGACAGACUCUCAUCUUUUCAGAAAAUGUCCCUAAAAUACUUAGAACAGCAGCAAUUCCCCUGAAGAAGUCCUGUCUGGAAUGAACAAUGGUUCUCAGGAGAGUAGCUAUUCUGCUGAUGGGGUGUUUUGGAAUUUCUGGUUGUCAGACCACAACAAGAGCCCUUCCACCUCCAGAGAGUAUUAGUGGGUCAUCUUCAUCAGAUGGUGAUGUUGAAGAUCCACUUGUUGAUCCCCCAAGAAUCAGAUUGAGUGAUGGAAGGUACCUAGCUUAUCAAGAGAGAGGAGUCCCCAAGAACAAAUCAAACUACAAAAUUAUUAUUGUUCAUGGAUUUGGCAGCUCCAAAGAUAUGAGCUUUCUGGCAUCCCAAGAUCUAAUGGAGGAGCUGGGGAUAUAUAUUCUGAUAUUUGAUCGAGCUGGGUACGGAGAAAGUGAUCCGAAUCCAAAGCGCUCCAUAAAAAGCGAAGCAUAUGACAUUCAAGAACUAGCUGAUCAGUUACAUUUAGGAUCCAAGUUCUAUGUAAUUGGAGUCUCAUUGGGUUCUUACCCCACCUGGAGUUGCCUCAAACGCAUACCACACAGGCUAGCAGGCGUGGCUCUAGUUGUUCCGGUUGUCAAUUACAGCUGGCCUUCUCUUCCCGAUGAUGUAACAAACGAUGAUUAUAGGAGAAAUCUUGCCCGGUGGGCUCUCUGGACUGCACGAUAUGCCUCCGGACUACUAUACUGGUGGUUGACUCAGAAACUGUUCCCCUCAUCUACUGUCCUUGAUAGAAAUCCAACAUUUUUUAGCAACAAAGACUUGGAGGUCUUGAAGAAUACACCAGGAUAUCAAUUGCUCAGUCAGAAUAAGUUGAAAGAGCAAGGUGUGUUCGAUUCUAUCCGUCGUGACUUUAUUUCAGGAUUUGGCAAGUGGGAUUUUGAUCCACUGGACUUGAGUAAUCCGUUUCCUCAAAAUGAAAGCUCUGUUCACAUCUGGCAAGGUUAUGAAGACAAAGUUGUGCCUUUUCAAUUACAAAGAUAUGUUUCGAAAAGGCUACCAUGGAUUCAGUAUCAUGAAGUUCCUGAUGGUGGACAUUUGCUUGUGUAUGAUAGUGCUGUCUGUGAAGCCAUUUUAAGAGCUCUCUUGCUUGGAGAAGAUCCUCCAUUAUAUAGACCUAAAUCAGCCAAUUGAUUCUUUCUUUUAACUUUUUCUCAUGUGUAUCAUCCAAAUUGAUUGUUCAUAUCUUUUUCCUUGUCAUCAAAUUGAUUAGUCUAUUAGCAGAUUGAUUUAUUUAUAGGGAAUGACAAACAAGUACUAAAUUACAUUUGUUUCAAGAAAAUUCAAAGGAUAUUACUUUAAUCCUUUCUGAUUCGA
Cornus florida is the source of this 1385-nucleotide messenger RNA. RefSeq lists its product as uncharacterized. The transcript has 5 exons. The record is from RefSeq and is a predicted model, not a curated record. NCBI's taxonomy places the organism in Eukaryota, Viridiplantae, Streptophyta, Magnoliopsida, Cornales, Cornaceae. Bases 120 to 1202 code for a protein of 360 amino acids.